UGCAGUCAAUAGUAUCCAUGUAUUUAUUACAAUUUAUUUACAAAUUAAUGAAAAUUUAAAGAUAUUUAAAUACUUAAUAAUUAGCAUUAUUAAAGAUGAAUGUAAUACAAGCAGUGAAGAUGUAUAUUACGAAGAUGACGGAGGAAAGUGGGCCUGGAAUGAAAGUAAUACUUAUGGAUAGAGAAACGACCAGCAUUGUAAGUAUGGUGUUCAGCCAAUCAGAAAUACUUCAGAAGGAAGUGUACCUGUUUGAGAGGAUCGACAGUCACUCCAAAUGGGAUAAUUUAAAGCACAUGAAGUGCAUCGCAUUCUUGCGUCCAACAUCUGAGAAUAUUGCACUGUUAUCACGCGAGCUUAGAUAUCCAAAGUAUGGAGUGUACUUUAUAUAUUUCAGUAAUGUGAUAUCUAAAGCGGAUGUGAAGACACUCGCAGAGUGUGAUGAGCAGGAGGCUGUGAGGGAAGUGCAGGAAGUGUUUGCGGAUUACCUCGCAGUAGAUCGACACCUGUUCUCAUUCAAUAUUACGGGCUGUUUGCGUGGACGCAUGUGGAACCAGCAGGAGCUCCAACGCUGUUCCCAAGGACUCCUCGCUCUACUCUUAUCCCUCAAACGGCGGGCUGUGGUCCGGUACGAGGCGGCGUCGGAGCCCUGCGCGCGGCUCGCGGAACGAGUUCGAGAUCUCCUGAGAAGAGAAGCUGUGCUGAUAGAUAAUAAUAUCCCAUUCAAUGGGGAUAUACCAACUCCACAGUUGCUUAUAAUCGAUAGGAGAGAUGACCCAGUGACUCCCCUACUCAAUCAGUGGACGUACCAGGCGAUGGUGCACGAGCUGCUGACCAUCCACAACAACCGCGUGAGCCUGGCGCACGUGGCCGACGUGCCCGCAGACUUCCGCGAAGUGGUGCUGGCCUCCGAGCAGGACGAGUUCUACGCCAAGAAUUUAUACUCGAACUUCGGUGAGAUUGGACAAACGAUGAAAUCACUAAUGGACGAGUUCCAGAAAAAGGCCAAGAGUCAUCAGAAGGUGGAGAGCAUUUCCGACAUGAAGAACUUUGUGGAAACCUACCCGCUGUUCAAAAAAAUGUCUGGCACGGUGACGAAGCACGUGACGGUGGUGGGCGAGCUGUCGGCGGCUGUCGCCACCCACCACCUGCUCGAGGUCUCCGAGCUGGAGCAGGAGAUCGCCUGCCAGAGUGACCACUCCAAGCAUUUGCAGCGUCUGAAGUCCCUGAUCUCCAACGAGUCGAUCCGCCACCACGAUGCCGCGAAACUGGUCGCGCUAUACGCGCUGCGCUACGAGAAGCACGCCAGCAACGCGCUGCCCGCGCUCACAGACGCGCUCAAGAGUCGCGGGUGCCCGGAGCCGUUGGUGAAGGCAGUCGUCAACGUGCUCGAGUACGGCGGGGCACACGCCAGGCAGAGCGACCUGUUCGGACUGCAGGACGCUGCUAAGAUUACCAAGAGACUGUUCAAGGGUCUCAACGGCGUGGAAAAUAUAUACACCCAACACACGCCACUACUCAAAGACACGCUUGAAGAUCUAAUAAAGGGGAAAUUAAGGGAGAAUCUCUACCCCACCCUUGGGGGAGACGACAGUGGCUACGGCCGGCGGCCGCAGGACAUCAUCGUAUUCAUAGUUGGUGGCGCCACAUAUGAGGAAGCGUUAUGUGUUCACCAGAUCAACCAGGCGUACCCUGGAGUCAAAGUGGUACUAGGCGGCACUACAGUCCACAAUUCCACGUCGUUUCUGGAAGAAGUGAAGGCAGCUAUGCAGGGUGUGCAUAGAACGCACACCAGACACAUUAAAAAUGUUUAAUUCAUAAUUGUGAAUUAGCUGUAUUAGAAUGAAUUUAAUGAGAUAUCUAUUUACGUCGUAAAUUAUCACAAAAUACUAUAUUUAUUAUAACCUAUAUGAAUAAUAUUUAUUCUAAUAUUAUAAACAGAUAGAGAGAGAGCGCGUAGAUUUUAUUA
This is a messenger RNA of Achroia grisella, 1966 nucleotides long. It is a transcript of the gene Vps45, whose product is annotated as vacuolar protein sorting-associated protein 45. NCBI's taxonomy places the organism in Eukaryota, Metazoa, Arthropoda, Insecta, Lepidoptera, Pyralidae. Gene Ontology annotation, cellular component: Golgi membrane. The transcript has 9 exons. Bases 96 to 1811 code for a protein of 571 amino acids. The record is from RefSeq and is a predicted model, not a curated record. Gene Ontology annotation, biological process: vesicle-mediated transport; intracellular protein transport.